Scleropages formosus (Asian bonytongue) is the source of this 5821-nucleotide messenger RNA. RefSeq names its product SH3 domain and tetratricopeptide repeats 2 (gene sh3tc2). The coding region runs from base 238 to 4260 and encodes 1340 amino acids. The transcript is spliced from 18 exons. Gene Ontology annotation, biological process: regulation of ERBB signaling pathway; regulation of intracellular protein transport. Gene Ontology annotation, molecular function: protein binding. The record is from RefSeq and is a predicted model, not a curated record. NCBI's taxonomy places the organism in Eukaryota, Metazoa, Chordata, Actinopteri, Osteoglossiformes, Osteoglossidae.
GGGGUUUGUCGGUUUCCUCAUACUGCUACUCUGUGAGCUCUACAGCCAGACACCCCGCUGGCACGGGACGACAGAAACCCACAGGCACGGAGCCGUACGCACACUGUACACACUGCGCACACACUGCGCACACACCACGCACAGUGCACUCCGCUGAGACAGAGGGUAUGAGUGCCGCCACUCUCUGUUCACAGUAGGGCCAGGGUGUCCCGCGGGCAGCGGCGCUCUGACACCCACAUGAGGAAUGUACCGGCGCUUCGGAGCCUGGAGGACCGAGAUAUAACGCCCGCUGAGCUGGAUGCCCUGUGGAUUGAACCACCAUACACCCUGGAAGGUGCUGAUGACCUCUUUACAGGAAAUGACAUCAUGACCACAGGGGAGGAGGAAACGGAACCGGUGCCGGGGCUGGAGCCAGAGUCCAACCCAGACAGUUACUGGAAGAGGAAGGAGGCCUUCUGUGGGGGAAGCACGGUGUCGCUGGCCGUGGGGGAGCGCUUUUCCUCAGAGGUGUUGCUGCGGUUCAGUGGUAGGCGGCGCUCCACUGCAGAACCUGAUGGUGACCUGCAGGAGGCACUCCGGACGCGACUCAGGGUGGUGGAGAGCAGCAGCCAGGAAGUCACUCAGCUCUUCAAGGACCUGUCGGCUCGACUCCUCUCCGUGAAUGCUGAGUCAGACUGCUUCGUCAUCACCUUUAAGACUGUUGAGGAAAUUUGGAAGUUCUCUACCUACCUUUCCCUAGGGUACGUAGCCCGGUGUCUGGAGAACUUCCUCUGUGAUCAGACCUUCUGGCUGGAAUCUGCCAUACUGAGUGAUGUGGAGAUCUGUGUGACGGUGGAUGAGGAACACUUGGCCACCCUCUACCUAGGCCUGCUCUUACAGGAAGGUUCAUUCUUCUCAAAGGCCCUGUUCGACAGCAAGCACACAGAAGAGGAGGAACUGUCUUUCAAGAGGAAUGACUUGGUUCUGGUGAAGGACACUGGGCAGGAGACCAUGUGGGAGGGCACGCUGCUGGCUACGGGUCAGCAUGGCCUGGUUCCGGUCCAUGCCACGCAGCCCCUACCUUACCCAUUCUACCAGUGGUUUCUCAGAAAGUACCCAGGAAGUGCUGGAGGAUUCGCAGAUUCAAAGGGACAGUUUAACUGUCCGAUCAUGUCAGGUACCUGUGCGGCUGUGGUGGACCAUAAUCCUACAGGGCAAGACGAGCUCCAGUUCAGCCAAGGUGACAUUAUUGAAGUGGAGGGAUUCCUGCUAACCAGUCUGGAGUUUUUUGUUGGACGGCACACAUCCAGCGGCCAAACUGGAUUUGUUCACAAGGCCCUCGUGAGGCCAGAGAGCAUCAAGCCACUUGACGGACAAUUGGUCUUUCUGAGCGAAGAUGAGAGGGCAGCGUUGGCUCAGUUUAACCCCUGUGCCGAGCAGUGCCACAGCAACCUCUUGAAGAGGUUAUCCAGCACUGACAUCAGCACUGUUUACAGAUUAGACAAACUGAACAAACAUGACGUCAUGUAUAUUAAGAAUCAACCAAAACAAGAACAGAAAACUCAAAUAAGCGCGCGUCAAAGCCUCAUUUCGGAGAAGAGCGACAUGCUGCCUUAUCACUCUUCGCCCCGCUCCUCUGUGUACACCUCCCAGAUCCACCUUGAACGGGACUGUGAAGUGUUGUCUUUUAGCUUGGAUGACACCUUCAGGGAGAUGGAUGAGUUUGAGGAGGAUCCACAGCUCUUCCAGGAAGAGAGUAGCUGGGAGGUGGAAGAGGCAGAGUUGUGUAACCCCCUUAUAACCCUUCUGAAUCAGGAUCACUUUCAGGAGUCCUUCAGGUCCCUGUAUGACCUUUCCUACUCCUUUUUGGAGACCACCUUCAGCAGCUUCUCAGAGGAUGAAUUGCUCCAACACAUGGAGAGUGUGCGGGAAGGUGCGAAGAAAAGCCAGAUGCACUGGGCCCACCGGCGUUCCUGCUUCCUUCUGGGUCGACUCUGUGCCAAGAAGAACAAAUUCUCCCAGGCCAGAGUGUACUUGGAGGAGGCACUGGCCAUUCCAGUUGCAGGCUUUGCCGACCUCCCGCUCCUGAUUGCCCUCUAUACCAACCUCACAUCUGUUUAUCUGAAACAGAGGCUGGCUGAAAAGCUGGCACGCACCUUGGAAAAGGCCAGUGCACUUCUCCUUUGCUUGCCCCAGCAUGACUUCUGCUCUGUGGAUGAAUUUGAGCUCCUUAAGCUCCUCAUCCGCAGGUCCAUUGUAGAGAGUGACAAGCACCUAGAGGCUCGCACCUGCUAUCUUGUGGUGACCCUCUUCCUAAGGCUCCAGAAGCUGGAAGAUGCCUUGCCCUUUGUGGAGAGGCUACAGUUCCUCACCAUAAACCUCUCAGCUGAGGCUGCAAGGUCUAUUGCUCCUGUUAACCUCAACUGGCUGCUAAGCAGACUGUACCAUAAGAAGUACUUACCUCACCUCGCAAUAGCAUCACUGUCGCUGGAUGCAGGCUCUGACCGAUCCCUCCAGGAUGCGUUCCAAAAGAUUGAUUUGUUCGUCAGGAAUUCCAUGAGGCUCAACCCACAGUUAAGAGACGGGAUGUCGCCACUGCCUGCGCAGGUUGUAGUGUACCUUCAGCAGGCCCUGUCCAUCGCUAGCCACGGGGAGGACUUGAGAACCCAGAGAGACCUGUGUUUGAGUCUAGCCAGUGUGUACCAGCAACACGGGGCUCUGGAGAAGGCGGUUCAGUGCGCCCAGCGAGCAGUGCAGACGGGAGGCCACAUCCGUGAGGAGGAAGGCUUCGAGGCCUCUGUGCUGCUGGCCUGGUUGCUGGUUCUCACGGGACAGCAGGAGGAGGCCUCGGCCACCCUGCAGCCCCUCCUGCAGUCACUGCAUGAGGCGGAUAGUCCAACUCAGUGCGGCGUGGUCCACAACCUCCUUGCUCUCAGCUUCAGGCAGCAAGGGCACUUGCAAGAGGCAGCGAGGAACUUCCACUGCGCCCUCCAGAUCUCAAGGGAGAAUGGAAACAAGAGGAAUGAGGCGCUGGCACUGGCUAACAUGGGCUGCCUGUCUCUGUCUGUCGGUGCCCCAAUGCUGGCUCACUGUUUCCUGCUCCGGUCCCUACACCUCUUCCUUGAGCUCUCGGAAACUCCUACGGAUGCGGAGCACGUGCAGGCUUACCUGUGGCUAGGGAGGAGCUACAGGGAUAGAGGCCUGAACCAGGAGGUCAGGAUUUGUUAUGAGAUGGCUUUGCUGAUUGCCAUCAAUGCCAACAACAUUCACAGUCAGAUGGUUGUGGCAAAGGAACUGAGCCUUUUGUAUGCUGAAAUGCUCCUGUAUGGCCAGUGUAUAAUCUAUUAUGAGCACUGUGUGCGGUUGUCACGGGAACUGAAGGACAAGAGGCUGGAGGGAGAGUUCCUUGAGAUCCUUAGCAAUCUGUACCUCUCAUUAAACACAGAGAAGUCAUCAAGAAAGUCCCUAGACUACACCAAACAGAGCCUGAGGAUCUCCAUAGAUCUCGGGAAGAGGGAGGAGGAGUCUGAGACAUGGCUGCAGGUCGGAAGGAUCUACUACCUGAUCCAGGAGGAUGAGCUUGCUGACAUGUACCUCCAGGCUGCUGUAAGGACUGCGCUGAAGAUGAGUGACCCACACUUCGCCAUGAGCAUAUACGAGGAGGCUGGAGACGUGUAUUUCAAAGGCCACAGGAAUCGACUGGCUGCCCUGCCCUUUUACAGAGAUGGGAGUCUCCCCUUUGCCAGAAGCAUCAAGGACGUGCAGUCUGAGUUUCGGCUGCUAAGCAAGAUUACAGAACUCUUGAUGAACCUGGGUCAGCAUGAGGAAGCCCUGCAGUACGCCAUUCUUGCCGUGCAGAUCAGCACAACCACGGGUGUGCAUCUGAAGGAGAGGGUAGCUUUUCAUCGCCUGGCCACAGUCUACUUUUCACUUGAGCAGUAUGAGCUUGCAGAAAACUAUUACCUCAAGUCCCUGUCUCUCAGCUCCCCCGUCCUACAGCAGCCCGAAGAGGCCAGAUACUUUGUCAAGGUGUACUGUCGCCUGGGAGACAUCACACUGCACAAGCUCAAGGAUGCCUUUGAUGCUGUCGGCUACUUCCACCUGGCCCUGGCCGCUGCCCUGGAGGACCGGGAAAACCUCAAAGCUCUCUAUGUGGUCUACAUGAAGCUGGCAGAGAUCCACGCCAACCACAUGCCUGACACAGAACUGAGCCAGGCCUACAGGGACAAUGCCCAGGCCCUGCGGAAGGAACUGGAUGGGGACACGGACACCACUGCAUAGCCCCCGCAGUGCGGAAGGAGGAAAAGGAAAAAGUCUGAUUUCCCCAAAUAGGCUAUUCUAGAAGAAUGGAGCAGAUUUGUAGAAACUUUACACCAUUCCUUCUCCAUUGGAAACUUCUAAUCGGCCUUUGUUCGUGCUCUUCGUGCUCUUCGGUGCCUUAAUUUUCUCACCUGUGUUUACGCUUCUGCAUGCAGUUGGUGCUCUCACAUGGGUCUGGAACAGUGUAUCAGUAUGCAUCCUGUGUUUCAGCUCUCAGAUGAUGAUUGGUGAAAAUACUGUGGACAAAAACAAAUGACUGUUGCUAAAUGCAAAUUUUUGGAUUAGGAUAUGAAAAUAACAAGCAAUUAUAGCCAAGUGAUCUUUAAAUGUAAAUAUUUUUCUUCUUCUCCUAGGAGAAUGACCUCGCCAUGUGUUCUUUGUAUAUAGGAUACAUUUACAGCAUUUUGUCAGUGUAAUUUUAAUUUUGAGAUUGUAAAGUAAUUAACUUUUUGAUCUAAUUCUUUAUUUAGGUUUUUUUUUUUUAAAAUAAGAGAAAAAAUUUGACUCUGGGAGUCCCGCUGUGUACGCUGCUCUCUGUUUUCUUUAACACAAAACCCCAGUCCUCUUAAUAAUAAGGCACAAAGUGUGUUCAGUUAAAUUUAUAAUUAACAUUGAAAAGUAAUUAGUGCAUAAUUAGUGCACCAUUGCUUGAGAUGCUGUACAUCUCCGUCUGUGUUUUUUUUUUUUUUUUUCAGUCUUUUUGAUUUUGUUUAUUUGUUUAGGUUUUACUUGGUAAAACAUGUUAUAGCCAGGACUGGGACAGUGGUUUGUGAUUCUUAACAGGAACCCUAUGUAUUCAUUGCUUAGGGGUCCAAGGUGUACAGGUACACCUUACCCAGGGAAUGCACAGAUUUUGCACAGAAAAUAUUGUCAUUACACUCCAUCACAAUCAUUGCAUAUCUCCAACAUAUGGACAUCAAUUAAUUAAUUAACUUCACAUAAUACACGUAAGCACAGGAGGUUUUGGAUUAAUUAUUUAAGAAUGUAUUUUGUUUAAAAUACAUGAAAUAUUGCGCGGUAGUAAAUGUAUUGUGGUAAAUUUCCCGAAAAAUGCACCCGAAGAAAUAUUUGUGUUUUAUAUUAGUGUUAUUAAAUAUUAGUGUUUUUCUAAAAUUUCGCUAAACUAUGGAUAUUCAGCUCUUAGUAAUUGUUCAGCCGCUCUCAGAACGUCACUUUUAAAUGAUGGAAUAGAGUGUGGAUUGCGUGUCGCUGCAGUUUUCGGAGAGCAGGGUCAGCAUUUAAAGGAGUUCUGUCGCCAUCUGUUGGAAGGUGUUCGCAAUGACACCGCCGCCCUGAGCGCUGGUUACGCGCAGCAGUACUGGACUGCGCUGUUUGCGCGAUUCCCGGCUGCAAUCUGCUCGUGCGAUCUGCCUGCUGUUUUCAGCACAUCAUAGAUCUUCAGCAAAGCUGCGGUUACAUUAAAUCAGAUUUAGAAAAUAUAAGUCAGCACUGAAUUAUUACUUGUAUAUACCCACGAUCCGGUUGGACCGCAGUCCUGCUCUCCGGUGGGUCUGGGGUUCGA